AUGGUAGAGCAGAGUAAUGGCAGGGCUGGAGGUGUGGCGGUGAGGCGUGCAGCAUCCACCUUGAUCUUCCCCACCCCCACAACACCUCCCUCCAUCAUCACGCCCUCCCUUCCUCAUCCCUCUACUAGCCCUCCAGCCCCUCCCUCCACCUCCAGCGUCUCCACACCCCCUCCCGCCCUACAAAUGGAUACUAAUGGCAAUAUCCCAAGGGCGCCGUCCCAGCAAGAGGCCUGCAGCCGCGUGCCCUGUGGGGCAGGCUGUCCCGCUCAGUCAGGGAAGUACUCCUGCAGGGUGGAGUACGCCAGGGUGAUCAGGGUCAGGGUGUGCCCAAUGGAGAGCAGGCUGUCCAACAGAUCAAGGGACAGCCUGCCUCCUACCCCGACCCUCCCCUGGCCAGCUUUCCCUGACCUGCGGGGUUCCCGCUGCGGCGGUGGGGAGGGGUUUGUCUCUCCCCUCCCCACUCUGCGGUGGACGAGCCCUGCUUCCUCGCCCACCGGGGGGGUUGCGGCGCCCCCUGCCUCCUCCUGCCUCUCCUCCGGGGUAGGGGCCGAGACCCACAGACCCAGGCCGUCCGACCCCAGGCUGGCCCCCACCUGA
Molecule: messenger RNA, 597 nt
Organism: Portunus trituberculatus (swimming crab)
Lineage: Eukaryota; Metazoa; Arthropoda; Malacostraca; Decapoda; Portunidae
Exons: 3
Coding region: 1-597 (198 amino acids)
Source: RefSeq, a predicted model, not a curated record